Messenger RNA from Paramecium pentaurelia, 851 nucleotides. The record is from the annotation of a GenBank genome assembly. Lineage: Eukaryota; Ciliophora; Oligohymenophorea; Peniculida; Parameciidae.
AUGCUUCAAAAUUUUAUUCAAUUUUAAUCAUCUAUAGGUAAUUAUUAUUUUAUUAUUCUUAAAGAAAAUAGAGAUAAAUUACUUAAAUUUUUAUAAAAUUGGCAAUUGUUAAGAAGUUAUAUGCUUAUAGGAUAUAAUAAUGAAGAAUCAGAGACUAAAUUUUAUAUAUAUUGUAUAUUAAAUCUUUAAAAUAGAACAAUUAUAUAUAUGCAGAAGAUUAUUUAGACUUGGAAAGAGUCUUUAAACAAUCUUAAAUAUCUUAGAAAAGAAAUAAUUAUAAAAUUCAAAAAAAGCAUACAAUUAAAUACCACACACUGUGAAUGAAAUGUCCAUAUAUUCAGUGUAUAUAUUCUAUUUCUUUUUUCAUUUGAUUGAAAAUAUCAUGGUCAUUCAUUAAAUGGGAUUUUUUGGCAAAAGAUUUAAUCAUAAAUUAUUAAAAAUAGUAUCACAUACAUUUUGGACUUUGGGAUUACUAACAUAACUUAUAUAUUAUUUCAAUAGACUUAGAUCAGCAUUUCGAAGGUAUUUUAAUCUUUAUUAGAGAGAGAGUAAGAAUUGAAAUCUUAAAUCUAAAAUGGAAUGACUAAUGGAGAGUUUUUAGAAUAAUUGAAAUCUUUAUCUAAAGAAAGAUAUUAAUAUGGAUUAUUAAUAUUAAGAAUUAUUGGUGAUCUAGCAUGUGCUAUGUAGAAAGCAUAGAUUCCAGAAAAAAUUGUAUUGAAUUCUUAUUAUUCUAGUUACAUACUAGGUUUAAUAGAGGUCUAGUUGCAUGUGGAGGAAUAUUGAGUUCAACCAUUUAAAUCUAUUUACAAGCAGCAAAAAUAAAUAAAAAAUAGAACUUCGUUGAAAUAUGA